Molecule: messenger RNA, 3862 nt
Organism: Diuraphis noxia (Russian wheat aphid)
Lineage: Eukaryota; Metazoa; Arthropoda; Insecta; Hemiptera; Aphididae
Product: rho guanine nucleotide exchange factor 10-like
Biological process (GO): positive regulation of stress fiber assembly; actin cytoskeleton organization
Molecular function (GO): guanyl-nucleotide exchange factor activity; protein binding
Source: RefSeq, a predicted model, not a curated record
AUGGCAUCUAGAGAUAAACAAUCACAAUAUGUGGAUGGUCGACGUACCUGUCCACGGUACAGUGGACCUGCUCCCAGCAACGGUGACUAUGCUUAUGCAUAUUAUGAGCAUGGUCCUCAUGGGUCGAAACCACAUGCAUGUUCAAAACAUAGUUAUAUCAACCGAUAUGGACGUGAAGAAAAUAUAUAUGAAGAGAUUGGAACAUCAAAACUUGAUGAAGAAGUUAGAUAUGUCCAUUCAAAACAUUUACAGGUUUUGGAUGAAUUAAAUUUAUCAAUGGAAGCUAUGAUAAUGCCUGAUAAUGGUGCAUGUUUAAACAAUAAUGGUUCAUCUGGCCUCAAUCUAGGAACUUCAAGAGAUGGGUCACCUGUGAAUUUGAGUGUAGAUAGUGGGGUAGCUUGUGAUGCUAGCAGUUGUGGCACAAAUAGUUUAAGCCGGCCUCGUAAAUCUCAUUUUAGCACAAAACGGUUUUGGAACAAAAUGCCUACAUUGAUUUCACCCAGUCCGAGUAAAACAUCACUUCCAGAUGAGUCAGUGCGAUGGCGACAAAAUUCUUGGGAUGAAGUAACACAAUCAACCACUAUUAAUGAGCGUCAUACUCCUUCACAAAAAAGUUCAAGUUCUGACAGAGAUCCAGAACUUUCAUCUGAAGAAGAAAGUAACAAGAGUUAUGAUACUAGAAACAAUGUUUCUAAGACAUUAAGAUGGACAAAAAACCCUCCAUCCCCAGAUCCACCUUCUAGUCCAGGUUUAUUAUCGAGAUGGUUUUCAUUAAGAAGAUGCUCACAAUACGAUCUAGAUGUUCGGCCAAAUAGCAAAAUGCCUCUAUUACCAGAGGUUGAAGAAGACUGUUUUUCUAGAAGACUUAUUCCACCAAGUCUUCCACCAGCACCUCCUGAUAUUUCUGAACAAGAACUAAGACGUAGAUAUAUUGUUGAUGAUAUAGUUAGAAGUGAAAAUUCAUAUUUAGCUACUCUUCAUAGACUUGUGAAUGAUUACAAAAAGCCUCUAGAACAAAGUAUGCCAUCAAUUUUAAGUCAGUCAAAAAUUUCAAUACUAUUUCAUCGAGUUCCAGAGAUACUACAGUGCCAUACAUUAUUUAGAAUAGCAUUAGCUGAAGCUGUUGCAAAUUGGGAUCGUGAUCAUAGAAUUGGUGAUGUUUUUGUUGGAUCUUUUAGUAAAGCUAUUGUAUUGGAUAUAUAUAGUGGGUUUAUAAACAAUUUUUUAAAUGCAAUGGAAUUGGCAAAAACUGAAACCAAAAGAAAAGCAUCUCUUGCAGAAUUUUUUAAAAAUCGACAAGAAGCAUCCCAUGACCGUCUUUCAUUUUAUAGCUUAAUGGUUAAACCUGUACAACGAUUUCCACAGUUCAUUCUUUUCCUCCAGGAUUUAUUACAUAAUACAGGUUAUGGUCAUCCUGAUAGAAUGUCUUUACAGUUAGCAUUAACUCAAUUAGAAUCAUUAGCAGAAAUGCUCAAUGAAAGGAAACGUGAGAGUGAGCAAGCUCAAGCAUUUAAAGAAAUGUUAAAGUCUGUGUCUAGUAAGUUAGCUGUUCGUCCAAUAGCAGACAGCAACAGAUGUCUUCUAAGACAAGAUGAUGUUACUCAAAUAGAAAUUAAUCAUGGAGAUGUCAUUGGAAAAUGUAAACCACGACGCCUAUUAUUAUUAAAUGAUUUGCUUGUAUGUGUCUCUGUCAAUAACAAAGAUGAUUCCAGUAGUACGUCGCAAAAAAGAUUAACUUUCAAAUGGAGUUUUCCAAUUGCUGAAAUUCAAGUCAUUGACACAUUGUCAUUACCUAGUGUUUCACGUACAAUCGCUGGAAGUGCAGCAUCACAUAAUAGUAUCACAACAGACAAUUUAUGUAAUGAAAUGAAUCAUCUAAUGCAUGAUUAUCAAGUAAUCAGUCGUAUUGUUGAAUUAGCGUCAACAUUAAAAGGCACAUAUUUGGAUCUUGCUCCAGAUCAUUUAAAAGGAGUGUUAAAUGCAAUACAGUGUGAAGUGCAAUACAAAGGAGAUCAGGUAGCAUGGAUGGAUUCCUGUUGUCUCCAAUUAUUUAUUAACCGACAAGGGUACACUUUUCAAAUGGAAAAUCCCGAUUUACGUAAAGGGUGGAUCACUGAAUUAAGGCUUGCUCGUUUGGCUCUCGAUCCAAAUAAUUCUCCAGCUUGGGAAGUUCCUGAUCAAGAGUUGAUGCGCCCUAUGACAAAAAUGCCUUUAUUUGUAGGCGCUCAUCCUAUAACUUCAUCUAGCAAACAAGCAGAGGUGACUUGUGGAUGUUUUUAUUCUUCUGGCUGUGGUAAAUUUUCAUAUCUGUGGGUGUGCACUACCAAUAUUCCAAUGAAUACACAUAUAGCCAUCAUGUCUGUUAAUAAUACUUGCAUUCUAAAACAAAUCACAACUCUAGAUUUACCACAAACCAUUGUAACCGCUAUAGAAUAUGUCAGAGCCUCUGAUACAGUUUGGAUGGGUACCAAUCAUAAAAGUAUUUUGAUAUUUAAUACUGCUGACAUGUCAGAAGAAGCAAGUAUUUCAUUACCRGGUGAAGACGAGAGCCUCAGAGUCACAGCAAUCAAACAUCAUUGUGAUACUGUAUUUGUAGCUUUAUCAAAUGGCUCAUUGCUACUUUAUAGAAGAGGUAACCAGUCUAAAGAACCAGAGAUUGUGGUUUUGGGCCCUGAUGCGCCUAUAACAUGUAUAUUACCUAUUAAUUUAUCAUUAUACGUGGCAUGUGGUAAACAAGUGUUUGUUAUGAGUGCCAUCACUGGAGAACUUCAAAAAAAUUUUACCAUUCAUCAUGGAAAAAAUGUUAAUCUUUUGGCUCAUUCUGGUGUUGGACUUUGGCUUUCGCUAAUGAAUUCAACAACUGUUUGUUUAUACCAUACUGAAACAUUUAAACAUUUACAGGAUAUUAAUAUUGCAUCAAAUGUUAUAAGAUUAAAAGGCACUGCUACACCAGUUAAUGUUACUGCACUUAUGGCUUGUAAAGGUCUCCUAUGGGUUGGAACUGAUGCUGGUAUUAGCUUAACUGUUCCAUUACCUCGUUUAGAAGGUGUACCUAUAAUCAGUGGUAAAGUAAAUGUUUCUUAUCAUGGACAUACCGGUCCGAUAUCUAUUUUGGUGCCAUUACAAGAUCCACCUACUGUUCUGAAACGCCCACCUUCAAAAACAUUAGCUAGUGAUAUUUAUGAUUUGUAUGGCCGUUUAAUGUGUGUCAAAGACUAUGAUAAAAAUGAAGACGCUUUAAAUUCAAGUCGGUGGUCUUUGCGAUCAACUGAUGAAUCAUCAGCAGUACAACUUGCCAGAUCAUCAGAUGUAUCAAAAAAAGAUUUCACUUUAGUAACAGUAUCUUGUGGACGUGGCUAUGUCAAUUAUCAGCAACCGUGUUGUUCAACUAUUGAAAAUAAUGCCUACAUAAUACUUUGGGAGAUUAAGUUAUAAAUGUAAGUAGGUAAUGGUGACUUAAUUUUAAUAGUUAUUGAGUUGUAGGUAACUCGUUAUCUUUAACCUACAGGGUGUUUCUGAAAUUGAUAAUGUAAUAAUUUAGAACAUAUUUGUAUUGCAAAAACAAUUAAAAACUAAUUUAAUUUAUCUACAAAAUCAUAUACCUACUUAAAAAUUAACAUUUAAUUAAUAAUUAUUAUACGUUGAAAGCUGGUAUUAAGUAGGAAUUAACUCUAAUAUUAAAACUAACCUUUAUAUUUAUAUAAAAAAAAUUAAUUCCAAAUUCUAUUAUUUACUUUUAUGCUUUCUAAAUACAUAUUAUAUACUAACACAUUUCAUGAAACACCUUUUUGAAACCAAAUGACCAUUUUAUCUUGCCAAAUCAAAAUAUUCUUCUUCCUUAGAGCUGUAUACUAUAGUUGUA